Pomacea canaliculata is the source of this 1450-nucleotide messenger RNA. RefSeq lists its product as uncharacterized. The transcript is spliced from 7 exons. The record is from RefSeq and is a predicted model, not a curated record. Lineage: Eukaryota; Metazoa; Mollusca; Gastropoda; Architaenioglossa; Ampullariidae. The coding region runs from base 146 to 595 and encodes 149 amino acids.
UACAGUAGGAGGCGAUUUCUGAAAAAAGCGGAUUCAGCUUUUACCUACAGGGAUUGUCUUCUCUGAGUCACAUCACGACUCAUUCAUUCACCAAGAAGUCUUUAAAAUAGGACCUCUGCUGACACGAUCACAUCACUAGUUUUCCAUGGAAAUCAUGCUAAAGAAACAUCUUCUGCUGAUCACCAUGCUGUUCUGGGGGAACAUUUUUACCGAUGGGUUACAGAAUAAUACAGAAGACAAACCAGAUGUAUCAAAAGAAACGACAACUCUAACAGUUAAAGACAACAAUGUCCAGUCUACUGACAAUUCUUUUACUAUCAAAGUUGCUUCUGGGUGCACAGGAGGAGGUGUUGCGUUCACUACCAUUGUUUCAGUUAUGUGGAGAAUACUGAAAAAGAGACGGAGCAAUAAAAACAAUUAUGGAGAUAAGAAUAAUGACAACGGGACACCUUGGGUAAACGAAAGGGUUGAGUUCAUUGCUGAAGAUAGAAACGGUUUUCAAUUUUUGGCAUGCACGCGCGAAAUACGGACAGGAAGAGAAGAUAUAUACCAGAAUAAUAGUCCAGUGCCUCAACGCAUACAGUGGACCUACUAAGCUAUAAAUGUUUUCACGUUCAUUAGCAGCAGUUUAUUUAUCAUUAACUGAAAGGGGAUGAUAUAAAUUUGGUUAGUAUGAGAUUGGUAAAGCCUGUUUAUAACUAUUUAAAGGGAAUAUUAUAUGCUUAGUUUUUUUUUAAUAACUUUUUAAUAUCAUGUAUUUUAAGAAUGUAAAUCUUUUGAAUUACAAAGCUGCACUAUAAGAAACGUGAAGCGACUACAAAUUUUAUUGUCAAUAUUUCAACUUUUAUUUAGACAUAACAAUUCACAUCGCAUCCGCUUAUAAUUACAGGAUGAAAUUUGUAUUAGUACAUAUUAAUCAAUUGCUUUUUGUAUUAUACUUUAACAUAGCGACAUAUGUUUGUUUUGAAUACACUGCUGCGCACAAACAUUGUAAAACAAUUGAGACAAGUCUUGCAGGAAACGAAUGGCUAAGUUGUGAGAGUACUAAAUUAAGUAUUUGUAAGUUUGCUUUUAUAAAAACAAUUAAACGAUUAGCAUACCUUUGUGUUAUUUUCUGACUUUGGUGAGUUUUUAUUGCUCAAAGACCUCAAACAAGUGUUAAUAUGUUGGAUGUUUUUUUCACCUUCAGCUAGACAAUUUGAGGUUAACGUUAGUCUAUUUUUCAUGUAAAAUUUCUUUGUUUAAAACUUUUUACUCAUUUUGUUUGAGAUAAAGCAGGCGAAGGUGGAACAUGGUGUUACUGUUUUAAGAUACCUUUCUCGUGGUUGUAACAAACCGGUUCUUUCUUUCUGAGCCUUUACUUUUUUGAACGACAUUGUCAUAGAAUGGUUUUUUAAGCAAUUGAAACGAUAACACAUAAUUCUUCAACGGAUGGAUGCAUUAAUAAAUG